AUGGCCGCACGCGACGUGGCUCCGAAGACGUGGCCGUCGGGGUUGACCGCGGCCGAGCGCAUCAAGGCGGAAAUGGACCGAGAUCGGCGCCAAGGCGGCCAAGGCGAGCAAGACGGUCACAGCGAGGAGGCCUUCGACGAGCUGCUCUGGAACCAGCAGGUCACUGACCUGCACAGGGUCAUGGAAGUGGCGAAGUCAGUGUGGCUUCUGCUCGAGCACAGCAACGAGGCCAUGGUCCGGGUAGCUCUGGAAAUUGCCCUGGAUGGCACCUACAAGAAAGUACUGUGGUGGCCCGACUUCUGGUUUUCGGACCAUGACAAGCGCGAAUAUUUCAAGGAGAUCGUGAGGAUCAAGCUUGCCAUCGCCAUCGCCAAUGCGAAAGGUUCGGCAGUCGAUCUCUCUGAGUUUCAAAAGAACGAGGAGGAGAGCGAGUUGGUCAUCGGCCUCCGGAAGAAGAUCACCGAGCUUGAGGAGGCGCUGCGCAAGGCGCGCGCGCUGCAGGAGGCUGCAGAGGCGCGGUGCCGGGAGCUGGAGGCGGCCGCCGCCGAGGCGGCCGAUCGCAUGGCCGCCAUGGAGAAGUCCCUGGAGCAGCUCCGCAAGGAGGUCAAGGACGCCUACAGAAACUCCCUGGCGGCCCCGGGCAGUGACGGAUCGGAGGAGGAGAUCCUGAAGCUGAAGCAGCAGCUCAAGAUGAGCGAGGAGCAGCGAGCGAAGCUGGAGGAGAUGAUCGCGCAGUUGAAGAUGCAGCUGCAGCAGGCCUCGGAUUCCGGCGCUGCCUCGGAUCGGCUCAAUGCCGAGCUGCAAGCUGCUAGGAAGCGGAUCGAGGACCUCGAGAGCCGGCUGAAGGAGGCCUGCACAGCUGCACCAUACUGCACCUUUUUGCCCUCAGAUCUGUUUUCUCUGUUUGACGCUCUCCGCGAAGAGGCCCAGAAGGAGAUCGCGGCCCUAAAGAAGCAGAAGGGCCCGGUGGCCGCCCCAGCAAGGCAGACGUUGGCAGACCCGCGGCAUCUUCUCGCCCUCCUCUCCUCUAAUCAAAUUGUGGUAGGCCGGGUACGUGCCAAGGCUCCAAGUAGCGCCGGGACCAAGCCGGCGGCCGCGGGCUGA
Messenger RNA from Symbiodinium natans, 1104 nucleotides. The record is from the annotation of a GenBank genome assembly. Lineage: Eukaryota; Dinophyceae; Suessiales; Symbiodiniaceae.